AUGGAGAGGACUGGCUUAGUUGGUCAGCUCAACCCUCCUCAUUUCGUCAGUUGCUUCAGAGACCUUUCUGCCAGUGGGAGACUAUGUGAUCCAGAUCCCCAACAACCAGGUAUACGUGGACAUCGCCCAUGUCCACACCUUGCGGAGCAGGAAAACAUACGGUUGCCUCUGCUUGUUCAUUGGAAUCGCCAGUGGUGA
This is a messenger RNA of Sphenostylis stenocarpa, 198 nucleotides long. Lineage: Eukaryota; Viridiplantae; Streptophyta; Magnoliopsida; Fabales; Fabaceae. The record is from the annotation of a GenBank genome assembly.